This is a messenger RNA of Trachymyrmex cornetzi, 1663 nucleotides long. RefSeq names its product GTP cyclohydrolase punch. The record is from RefSeq and is a predicted model, not a curated record. The transcript is spliced from 4 exons. NCBI's taxonomy places the organism in Eukaryota, Metazoa, Arthropoda, Insecta, Hymenoptera, Formicidae. Gene Ontology annotation, biological process: tetrahydrobiopterin biosynthetic process; tetrahydrofolate biosynthetic process. Gene Ontology annotation, cellular component: cytoplasm. Gene Ontology annotation, molecular function: GTP binding; GTP cyclohydrolase I activity; zinc ion binding. Bases 1 to 645 code for a protein of 214 amino acids.
AUGUAUUUCGUUUGCAUUCUAGGCCACGAAAAAUGUAUGUUUCAUCACGAUUUGGAGUUGGACCACCGACCACCCACGCGGGAAUCGAUGAUACCGGAAAUGUCUCGAAGUUAUAAGCUACUCUUGAGUUCGUUGGGCGAAGAUCCGGAACGACAAGGACUUCUGAAAACGCCGGAACGCGCCGCAAAGGCCAUGCUUUUCUUCACGAAAGGAUAUGAUCAGAGUCUCGAUGACAUAAUUAACGACGCGAUAUUCGAUGAGGAUCACGACGAGAUGGUAGUAGUAAAAGACAUUGAGAUGUUUUCCAUGUGCGAACACCAUUUGGUACCAUUCUACGGCAAGGUGUCGAUCGGUUACCUUCCUUGCAAGAAGGUAUUGGGCCUCAGCAAACUCGCCAGAAUCGUGGAGAUCUUCAGCAGACGACUCCAGCUGCAGGAACGACUCACGAAGCAAAUUGCGAUAGCGGUCACAAAGGCUGUGCAGCCUGCAGGAGUAGCUGUCGUGAUUGAGGGAGUGCAUAUGUGCAUGGUGAUGAGGGGUGUGCAGAAGAUCAACAGCAAGACAGUGACCUCGACGAUGCUGGGCGUGUUCCGGGACGAUCCGAAGACCCGCGAGGAAUUUCUGAACCUGGUGCACAACAAGUAAACGGUCGCGUCGCGUCGCGAUGUCAUUAUCGUCGGCUACCGUACGUGGGACCACUAGAUUUCAACACCCCGACUGCUCUCCGACAUCCGACCGCUACCUCGUUGCGAAGCCCUCGCCCACAGGACUUCAGGAUCGUUGUCGUCGCCGCCACCGUAAAAGUCGUCCCACCCGCUUACAUAUAUUCCAUUGGUUUCGUGAAAAACAAAAUCAUACACGCGUUCGUCGACCUCAACAACGAUUCCAUGUGUUUCUGUAUCGUAAAUACGAUAGAGAAAGUUCAAGAGCGAUUGCUUUCUGGGACCAAGAUAGCGUGAUAGCGGAUGGUGGAGAUGAUGCUCGACACGUGUCCCGCGCUGAUAAGGACGCGUUCAAACUGCUGAUCGAGUGACAUUGACAAUAGCGACGACUAUGACGCGUCAUGGUCAUCCAUGAAGACGCCUGUACGUUUCGGAAUGACUAUGACGCGGAUGGCUCGCGAGCGAUUUAUCGCGUCGGGAUGAAGACGGCGAGCGACGUACAUUCCGGUGCAAAGAGACAGCGAAAAAAAAAUAGCGAUUUAAUUUGAAGACGAAUUAUUCAAUGCGAUAAAACGUCUAGGAACAGCAACUUGCUGCUGGAAUAGCGACAUUCCUGUCGUAGAAUCCACGUUCGCUGCACCUUUGACCGAGCGAGUUUGUCGCUCAUGAAGGAGCUUUUUAGAAAAAUUUUCAACGAAAGCUCCCGUUGAUCGCAAACUUACACGAUAGUCGAUGCGCUUCUCAUGACAAUAAAUUAUACAUCCCGUAGAUUAGUGAAUUCUUUUGAAGAGACCGCGCUCGAACUUUCGUCUGUUUGUGUCAACUGUGUGGGCUUUCAAAAUUUAAAAGCCUUGGCACAUAUAAAAACUUAGACGUAAGAUUUAAGCAGUAAGGAAAUCAACAUGUUGGAUUCGCUACUGUUUACGUUAUGGUCUUACGAUCUCUAUUGUAAUUGGUCGAUUCGCUUACUGCUUAAAGGGCUUCACACAUGAAAUGCAUAA